UAGACUGGUAUAUGAUAGGUACACGAAAAACCACUUACCACUAUAUGUGUAUGUAUGUAUUCAUGUGUGCCAAAAAUAACCAAAAACUGCGGCACUGCACUGCGUCUGCGAGCAUCAGGAGUUGCAAUGUUUGCAUUUCUUCGAAGUAUAAAUAAAGAACGUUUUUAUACUUGAUCAAGGUUGCAUUAGUUCUAAAGGUUUCAGACCGAGCGACGGCGACGGUGUCGCAGAUGCAUUGCGAUGCAAGGCACUAAAAUUGAUUUUCUGAUAUCUCUUAUGGAGUAGACAGAACCAACAAUCUUGAAAAUACUGAAUGGCCAUAUUCAUUUGCAUAGCUUUCAUAAUGAUGUCAUGAAAGCUUCAUCCAUAUCUAUCAAUUAUAUCUGUAAGUUUUGUUCCAAUCUUUUUUUAACGAACUUCGCGUUCAAUUUAUGUAUGAGUAACUACUAUUAUGGUAUAUCUGAUUCUCGUUCCAAAUAAUCAGAGAAGUAGCUGGCACACACUGUUUUCCCUUGCUACCAGGCUAGCAUGGGACCUUGUACUAGAUGAUGGGCGCUUAUUCUCAAUGUCGCCUUUUAUGACAUACCAGCUAUACCUAGGUGAAACCACUUCAAAACAAUCUGGUUUCAAUCUGAAAGGCAAGUUAAUAGGUGUGUUAAUGAAUUCAUCAUAAUGAAAGUUGACCAGAGUGAUACGAUAGACAGUCGAUUUGGUGGUUGCAGGAAGACAUCGGUAUCACUCGAUGGUCUGCCAGGGAUAGGAGUAUAAACCCAGAAGCUGAGAUGGGGAGUUCACUGGUUCGUCAGUCGCCCGCAUGCCAACACUGCCACAAAUUCGAAAAAAUCAUAUGUUACAAAGAACAAAAUGAAUUAGGUUGGUGCAUUUUUGUUUUCAGAAGUUCAAGCAUUUAUAAACAAUACAAGCUAUUGCGCGUUGUGUCGCUUUCAUGGGAAUUUUAAGAAAGAAAUAUUAUGAUAUUCUAUCUGUGUAGCAAAUUUUAUCAAAAUCGGUUCACUAGUGUUUGCGUUUCCUCGUCACAAACGUACAAAAAUACAAAUCUUUCCGCUUAAUUAUAGUGUGGAUUGGUAGCGCAAAGUUAAUAUACAUUAUAAAAGGUCAAAGUAUUUGUACAGCAAUGUAAUAUUAACUUGGUUCAUAAAACCCUAUCUUGUAUUGUUUACUACUAGAGAUAAAGAGUUCAUGUUUAUUUCAUUUCUUGCUUUGUAUUCGAAUUGUUCGAUUCGUCGUAAUCGAAUUUCAAAAUGUUCUCUUUGACCAUUUUAUUUAUUUGUGUAAUUGUCCAAUUAAUUGCUCCCUCUAGUUCUAAUGGUAAUUUGAACGACGUUCUAUUUGGAGGUUCGUACGAGUUUAAAGAUUUAACCCAUCCUUUUGAUAACGACACAGUCUAUUGGCCAACCGCUAUGAAAUUCCGAUUUACUAGAAAAAUUGAAGUGGGUAAUGGAAAACCUUCUUGGUAUGCUUCAAACGACUUCGCGGCUGGUGAACAUGGGGGCACGCACUUAGAUGCGCCUUAUCAUUUUUACAAAACCGGCUUGCGUGUUGGCGAAAUACCCUUGGAAAAACUGAUCGUUACGUUGAUCAUCGUAGACGUCAGCUCUAUAGUAAACGAAGAUCCUAAUUUUGUUUUACGAAAACAUCACUUGGACAAUGUUUUGUAUUAUGACAUAAACAAGCCCUCCAUACUUGUUUUCAAAUUUGGUUGGAGUAAAUAUUUCAAUGAUAGGAAGAAAUACUUGGGUUUGAACGACUACAAUGACAGUCUCAGCUUUCCUAGCUUGAGUGCAGAAGUAGCAGAAUGGAUAACAACUUCAUAUAAAACAGUAGUUGGUAUCGGUGUGGAUGUAGCUUCAGUGGACCCCGGCUCUAGCGACACCUUCCCGGUACAUAAAAUAACGUCAAAGGCUGGUCUUUACAACCUGGAAAAUGUCAACUUAAGCGAACGUGUUCCUGAAACUGGAUGCACCGCUCUGGUGAUGCCAAUGAAAAUAGCUAUGGGUACGGGAGCGCCACUUCGUUUAGUGGCUUUAUGUCCAAAACAAACACCAACUAGCUUUUGACGUCUUUAUUAUAUGUUUAUUAUAUAACAACAAAUAAAACUAAAGGAACCACAAAUAAGAAAAACCUUAACUAAUAAAAAUGUGGAAAAAAAUAAAUGUC
Messenger RNA from Amyelois transitella, 2178 nucleotides. RefSeq names its product kynurenine formamidase-like. The record is from RefSeq and is a predicted model, not a curated record. NCBI's taxonomy places the organism in Eukaryota, Metazoa, Arthropoda, Insecta, Lepidoptera, Pyralidae. Bases 1263 to 2078 code for a protein of 271 amino acids. Gene Ontology annotation, molecular function: arylformamidase activity. The transcript has 5 exons.